AUGCUUUCCACGAGACUUCGACCAACCGCCAAGAAGCUUCUCAAACCAAUAUCUCGAACUCGUGCAAGGGUACUACUAUCUGAUACGCAAUCAUCAUGGAGCAGCGCGUCCUCAACAAGCAAUCGGAGUACCGCCACUACCACUACCAGAAGUAUAUCCACAGAACGAGAGAAUCAUUUCAAAGACAUUGGAUUUCUUGGCGAGGAUUCCUUGACCAUCUUCAGCACCCUUCAUGAUAUGCAAGUUCGAUCCUGUCAAGUCUAUGCUCCAAACGAGCUGUUUGGGUCGUACAAUGAAUCCGCACAAAGCUUUGACUAUAUCACCUAUGAAGAGUUUGGCCAUCAAGUCGACAAGUGUCGGGGAGUUCUCAAAGACUUGGGCGUCAAGGAGUUUGGAAAAGUGGCAAUUAUUAGCAACAAUCGAGUCGAGUGGGCGGUUAUUGCCUGUGCCGCAUACUCGUUGAAUGCAUCCCUGGUACCCAUGUAUGAGGCACAACUGGCCAAGGACUGGAGUUAUAUCCUGAAUGAUUCCAGCUCCAGUGUGGUGUUUUGUGCCACCCAAGACAUUUACAAUCGUGUGCAGAAGGAAGUCUUGCCCGAGACUCCCACCGUGACAGCGUCGGUCUGUCUGGACGCCAUGGAGGGCGAACCUCAUGCCUUUCGCACCCUCAUGGCUGCUGCUGCUGCUGCUCAAGAAGACCAUACUAACGACACCAAUAGCAUCGUUGAACCUACACCCGAAGAUCUGGCCAACUUGAUCUACACAUCGGGUACGACUGGCCAACCCAAAGGUGUCGAAUUGACCCACGGAAAUUUUGCCACCAAUACGCAAUCUGGAUGUCGCAGUCUGGCCGAGAAACCAAGGGAAUUCAUUCUCGAAAAAGAUCGCUCCUUGGCCUUUUUGCCCUGGGCUCAUUCCUACGGACAAACCUCGGAACUAUGGGCCAGCAUGUCCAUGGGCAGCAGCAUGGGAAUUUGUCGUGGUAUUCCCCAUAUUUUGGAAGAUUUGCAAAUAGUCCAACCAACACUGUUAUUCUCGGUCCCGACCCUUUACAAGAAAGUAUACGACGGGGUGCAUGAAAUUAUUCAUACCGCAAACCCCAUUCGAAGAAGACUACUCUUGUCAGCCUUGAAACUAGGAGAUGCCCAUGCUCGUGCGUCGCAUGGGGUUGGAAGACCCCUGGGACCAAUCAAUACCAUGAAGCAUUCGGUCCUCGAUAAAAUUGUUCUAUCCAAGAUUCGUGAUCGGUUUGGUGGAAAUUUACGGCUUGGUUUCUCAGCUGGGGCUGCUUGUCCGCCAGAGGUUCUCUCUUUUAUGGAUGCUCUCGGAAUUCCAGUCUGCGAAGGAUAUGGCCUGACAGAAACUUCACCAAUCAUUACGGUCAACGUACCCGGCAAGAGAAUGAUUGGAAGCGUCGGAAGUCCAAUCGGUGGCGUCAAGGUGUACAUUGUCGAUGCAGAGGGACGGCCCGUAGCGGAUGGCGAAGAGGGCGAAGUUUGCUGCACUGGACCAAACGUAAUGCGCGGGUAUCACAAUAACAAGGAGGCAACUGAUGAGGUCAUUUCAGUUGCACCGGACGGUGUAUCGAGAAUGUUCCAUACUGGUGAUCUAGGUCGAAUCAAUCCAGAUGGAUUCUUGAUGAUCACUGGACGAAUCAAGGAGCAGUACAAACUUGAAAACGGCAAGUAUGUAGUUCCUACGCCCAUUGAAUCAGCAAUUGGCAUGAGUCGAUUUGUGAGCCAGGUUGUUCUCUGUGGAGCAAAUCGCCCAUACAACGUUGCUCUUUUGGUUCCAGAAUGGUCCGCGAUUCAGACAGAGCUCGGAAUUAGUGAUGCUUCCAUGUCCGAAGAAGAGUUGCUGGCAAAUGACGAGAAUGUUCGCAACCUGAUGGAUAAGGAAAUCCGCAAAACUUGUGCAAAGUUCAAAAAGUUUGAAGUUCCACAGAAGUGGGCCUUUGUUGCACCCUUCACGGCUGCGAAUAACAUGGUGACUCCCAAGAUGUCGAUCCGACGACACAAGGUUAUCGAGGCAUAUGAGGAUACCAUCGCGAACCUAUACGAUGAUGGAGCAAGCAGCUCUACUCUGUAUGAUCAAGAACACAACGAGGCUGUCUAA
Cylindrotheca closterium is the source of this 2115-nucleotide messenger RNA. Lineage: Eukaryota; Bacillariophyta; Bacillariophyceae; Bacillariales; Bacillariaceae. The record is from the annotation of a GenBank genome assembly.